Messenger RNA from Anoplopoma fimbria (sablefish), 2829 nucleotides. RefSeq names its product chromobox protein homolog 2-like. The record is from RefSeq and is a predicted model, not a curated record. Lineage: Eukaryota; Metazoa; Chordata; Actinopteri; Perciformes; Anoplopomatidae. Gene Ontology annotation, biological process: negative regulation of transcription by RNA polymerase II. Gene Ontology annotation, cellular component: PRC1 complex; heterochromatin.
UCUACGGUGGCCGCGGCGGGUCGUUCGCGCUGCUCGUUCGGGGGCUGCUGUAGUAAUGGAGGGGGUCACAGUCGGCCAGGUAUUCGAUGCGGAAUGCAUCCUCAGCAAACGGCCGAGAAAGGGCAAGUUUGAGUAUCUGGUGAAGUGGAGAGGGUGGUCGUCCAAACACAACAGUUGGGAGCCGGAGGAGAACAUUCUGGACCCGAGGCUGCUGGCAGCUUUCCACAAGAGAGAACAAGAGCGAGAACUUCUGUUCCAGAAGAAAGGGAAGCGGCCGAGAGGAAGACCACGGAAGAUUCUGCAGCCUGAACCGGCCGCUGAAAAAGACAGCCGCUCCUCGUCCUCUUCAUCCUCCGUCAUCUCGUCCUCCGCCUCCUCCUCCUCCUCAGAGGAUGAAGACCACGGUAAGAAGGCGAAGCCCCGAGUCCAGCCCGUCCCCCAGAAGAGGCCUCAAAUGGUGCUCGCCAAACCGGAUCCUCCGUGCAAGAAAAAGCGCGGCAGGAAGCCGCUCCACCCGGACCUGAGGGCGCUGAGGCAAGCGAAGAGCAGACCUCCUCCUCCACCUCCUUCUCCUCCUCCGCCUCCUCCUCCUCCUCCACGACACCACCAGGUGCUCAGACCGCCCAGAGAGGAUCCUCGAUCCGGGGUGAAGAAACCUCUGCAGCCGGCCAGCUUCACCUAUACCGGUCUGAGCCGGGCCUCCAGAGAGGAUGCCUCCUCCGGCUCCCAGACCUCCUCCAGCUCCUUCGUCCAGACUGCCGCCUCCAAACCGGGAUCCCUCGGCUGCAUCUGGACCAGUCGCUCCAUGUCCCCGUCCUCCUACAGCAAAACCAGUCCGUCCCCACAAAGUAGGAACUCUCUGAUGGAGCUGAAGCGCUCCGUCUCAGAAACAGGAGGCCGAGCAGACGGGUACAAGGCUCUGAAACCCGGCGGAGCUUCGGCCUCGUUGGGUUUGCACAGCGGCUUCGCUGGGCCGGCGGCGGCGCAGCGCUCCCCGCUGGGCCAGAGGAGGCAGGAGGGCGCCGGGUCGGUCCAACACAAGCAGCAGAACCUCUCCAAAGCGACGUCUGCGCCGACACCUCGAGACCGAGCCAACCAGGCGCUGAACCUCCGAGCCCUCAACCUGCAGAGCGUCAGCAAGCCGGCGGCCGGCGGCGGCCUUCAGGGGAGCAGUGCCGGAGCAGCGGCGGCGAGGUCGAGUUUAAGGAGCGGCGCCGUUGUUGUAAAAGGAGGAACUGGGAGCGUCAAAGAGACUCGAACGUCAGCGGGGGCAGCGGUCCGGUCUGGCAGCGAGCGGUGGUGCAGAGCAGGGAGGUUACGGGAGGACAGGGGGAAGGAGGUGACGAAGACGACAGGUAGCGUCUCCGGUCGAGGCGGCGGCGUGAGACACGAGGAGAGGAAACACCCUCUCACCUCUCAGAACCGGAGCCUGAACGAGCUCAGCACCGGUGACUCCGAUGAGACCAGCAGCAGCGAAUCGGAGCAGGACGCCGCGCUGUAUCCCAACAACAGCCGGCCCAGCCUCGGAGACGACGCCACCGAGUUCGACGCCGAGACGGACUGGCGGCCGGCCCGGAGCCUCCUGGAGCACGUGUUCGUCACCGACGUCACCGCCAACUUCAUCACGGUGACGGUGAAAGAGUCGCCGACAAGCGUUGGGUUCUUCAACUCACUGAACCACUGAAGGUCUGCGGUGAUGCUCCGCCGUCUCUCUCAGGGUUCCACGUGGUCCGGUCCGACCCGGGUCCUGGGAACUCCUUCUGCGGUCAAAACAGACGGUCCGGUCCCUGUGGUCUCAGUAGUCCAGUAGUAGAAGACAACAACAGACUGGACCGAUGGUUCUGAAGAGGAAACUCCUUUUGGUCAAAGUAUUUGUUGAGUGUGUGUCUGGAGGAGUGAACGCUCUUCAUCCAUCAGUUACAGGUUUAGUCUUCACACCACGACCCUUUGAAAGUUGAACCAUUUUAUCCAAUGUGGUAUCAACACACACAGAUACACUCGGUUCUGUUUGAUCUCUGCUGCACCCACUCCAGUUCUGUUUAGGUGAAUGGAUUUUAAGUUUUUGGUGGUGCACUUAAUAAUUAAUACUGAGUUUAACCUCAAGAUCCUUUUCUCAGAAGAUUCCACAGACUUAUAUUAGAACAAUCUGGCACUGAGACCUAAAUAUAUAACUUUUUUGAAUGGAGUUUGGUUUGUGGUGGAGCAUUUAGAACUAAAAACUGAAAACAAAAGGAAUAAAGUCCCAGUUAAAUAAAAACCACAGCGUUCAGUGAGGAAAGUCAGGUUGUGUUAAAUUAUAACUUUUUUGAAUGGAGUUUGGUGAGGACGCUGCUUUGUUGACAGUCAAUUCUUUCCCUUAAAGUACAUCACUAAAUGAUUCAUCAGUCAAAGUCAACUUACUAGCUGGUUUGCCAGAGCUUCCAGUAGCCCCUGCAUGGUCUUCAUCAGCAAAUGGAGCUUACUCAGUUUUCAGGACACAAACUUAUCACAUGACCACCGGCUCAUUCCAGUGAUGAAGAACAUGAAGGUUCCGUUAAAAAGCCACAGAAAAAGCUAAUAAGAGAACAUUGAGUGAAGAUCAUUUGUUAUAGUCACGUUUUUUUUUUCCUCUCCCAAUGAAAGAAGCUCAGUGAUUAUUAAUCAUCCAGCUGUGUUUGAUUAGAAGCUGUAGAAACAGGUUUAGAGGACUCCACCUCCCAGGUGCCUCAGCUUCCUCCCAGACUCUGGAUUCCACUGCCUCCAUAAGACGACUGGUUUCAGUAGGACAUGCUGUUCUUGUUGGACCUGCAUCCAAACUCAUCCAGGGCAGCAUGUUUAAACUAAAUAUCU